Molecule: messenger RNA, 1230 nt
Organism: Peniophora sp. CBMAI 1063
Lineage: Eukaryota; Fungi; Basidiomycota; Agaricomycetes; Russulales; Peniophoraceae
Source: the annotation of a GenBank genome assembly
AUGACACUGCUAGUGGUGUACAAUCCUGUCUCUGGUAACUCCUCAGGACGUGAGAUCGUCGACGGACAAGUGCUACCGUUACUGAAAACGCGCGGUGUCGAGCCCGAUAAAGUGAUCGGUACGGAGCACGUCGGCCAUGCUGGGACUAUCGUAGCAGACUUCGCCUCUGCGAGCCCGGCUAACUCUGAUCUAAACAUUGUACUUGUCUCCGGAGAUGGAACUCUGCAUGAGAUUGUCAACGCGCUGCACGACCGCUCAUGGCCAUCGCCGCUGAAUCUCAAGCUCGCUUUGAUCCCUGGUGGAACGGCCAACGCGCUACACUCAUCCUUCUUCCCGCCUGUACCAGGAUCGGAGACGACACUAUCCUCUGUAUACGCCCUCCUCGACUCUGAUCAACGUUUAACGCCGUUGGCGCUCGCGUAUACCACUAUCUCCGCAUCUCCGCUAUCUCCCGCCGGCGAACAGACAUCCGUUCUCUCUGCAGUCGUCGCCUCGACCUCGUUACACGCCUCGAUUCUACUCGAUGCAGAGGCGUUACGUGCAACGGUGCCCUCGAUAGAGCGCUUCAAGCUUGCAGCUGCCCAGAAUGCGACGCGGUGGUACAACGCGCGUCUGCGGCUUCUGCCUGCUCCAGCGACCUCUGAUCCACCAUCCGGCGCUCCUGCCCCCGUCUUGCAAUACGACCCUCCGCUCGAUCAGUUCGUCGCCGCUCCGUCACCCGCAGCUACUAGCGGAGACGAAGGUCCGACAGCCGCGCUCGAGCUAUCCGGCCCAUUCGCCUACAUGCUCAGCACCGUCAACGUCGAUCGACUCGAGCCUGCAUUCCGCAUCACGCCGCUUCAGCGCGCGCAUCCGCCCGUUCCUCCCGCAACGGCUGAUAUCGUUGUCGUUCGGCCAUCUCGCGAUCCCAGUGUAAAAGACAGUAGCGAUGCUGAGCGGGAGAAGUUCAAGGAUAAGGUUUGGGCGACGAUGGGCGGCGCGUACCAGGAUGGCGCGCAUGUUCGGAGCACGUACGCUGAGGAUGGGAGUAUUGUCAGUACUGGGACGGGUCAGCCUGUCGUUGAGUACUUCCGUGCUGGAGGUUGGGAAUGGAUACCGGAUGAGGAUGACGACCGCGCGCACUACGUCUGUGCAGAUGGCGCGAUACACACCAUACCGAAAGGCGGCAAGGCCACGACUCGCGUAUUGGGCAAGGCCGAGCUCGGAUUCACCAUUUCUUUGUACACGUAG